Nylanderia fulva is the source of this 801-nucleotide messenger RNA. NCBI's taxonomy places the organism in Eukaryota, Metazoa, Arthropoda, Insecta, Hymenoptera, Formicidae. The record is from RefSeq and is a predicted model, not a curated record.
UAUAUCCCCACCACUUCUCGCGCAUCAACGUGCAUCAGCUACCGCAGCUCGGGCGUGAAGCGUUUGAUGCGGAGUUGAUGCAUCAACAGAAAAGGCGCCUUUUUUAUUCAAGUGUGCACAAUGGCAUUGGUCGAAGUCCCAGUCAUUGAUGAAAAUAAUGAAGUUUUUACUCUUAUACUGGAUCAAGAAACUGCUGCAAAGGCAAAUCAAGAUCCACAGUUUUUGCAAGAUAUCUUUAUUAAAUGGAAAGAAAAUAAAUGUAAUACUGAGGGACUUAAUAAUGGAAAUAAAGAUGUAUUGUGUGUGCCUGAAAUUAACACCACUGAAGAACCUGAUGAAUCCAAUUCAAAAUCUUUUGUGUGGCCUGACGCUGCAGUACUUUUGCUUGUUGAAUUAUAUAGAGAAAGAGAGCAAGAAUUUAAUACCGGCAUGAAAAGACACAAUAUCAUUUGGGGAGAGAUUGCUGCCCAAAUAAAAGAAACUGACAAAAAGUAUAUAGUUACUGGUCUUCAAUGCUCAACAAAAUUUGCUGGCCUCAAACGGACAUAUAAAAAUAUAUAUGAGCAGAAUAAAAAAAGUGGUAACUCCCACAGUAGUUGGGCUUUUUAUUCAGUAAUGGAUUCAUUACUUGGUGAAAAGGCAUAUAUACAACCUCCAGCUGAAGCGUCCAGCGAAGGUCCAUCACAACCGAUACUAUCUACAUCAGGAUCUUUAUCUCCAGCGAGUUUCUCAGAGGAUUUACGAAGUGCGCCUAAAAAAAGACGAGUUGAGAAUAUUCUAAAAAUUAUAUUGAUAAUAUAA